GUCCGUGAAUGCCGGAGAGUAAUUAGAACGCGUCAACUCGAGAAAUACGGCGAACAAUAAUCUACAGUGAUGAUGGGGACAACGCAGUGGUUUCCGUUAGUUGGAGUACUAGUGCUUUCCAGUUUGAUGGUUGCCAGUGGGAAUGACAAUUCUAAAAUCGUUGGAGGAACGACUAGCUCAGAUGCGGUCCCAUAUCAAAUAUCGCUACAGAUCAUGGCCAGAUCUUAUUACGGCUUAGGACCGUUGGAGUGGAUGCACAACUGCGGAGGAUCCAUCGUUUCGCCCCUGUACGUAGUGUCUGCCGCUCAUUGCCUGGACGGUAUCGACCCUGCUAGACUUUCGGUGGUUUCUGGAACGAACGAUCUGCGAGAUAAUGGAAGUAAGGGGACGCGACGCAAGGUUUCGUGGUUCAAGAUCCACCCGGAUUACAUCGAGUUGAAUCGGAGCGAUAUUGGGAUCAUCAAGGUGGCGGAACCGUUCACAUUCAACGCCAAAGAGCAACCCAUCACAUAUUCCGAUAAGCAGGUUGGCGGUGGAGUAGAUUGUGUGUUAACUGGCUGGGGCUACACGAUGCCGGUUCGGAUCGGUAAAACACCCCAGGACCUACAGGAGGCACAGCUGAGGACGAUCACCAAUGACGAAUGUCGGAGUCGAGGAUUUCCCGUGAACCCAACGGAGAUUUGUACGUUUACCAGGGUAGGGCAAGGCGCUUGUGGGGGUGACUCCGGUGGUCCGCUGGUUUGCAAUGAUGAGUUGGUUGGUGUGGUGUCCUACGGAACACGGUUCUGUGGCAUUGGAUCCCCGGAUGUGUUUACACGGGUAUCUGAGUUCAAAUCGUGGAUUGAUGAGAAUCAGAAGAAUUAGUUAGGUUAUUUUGAAGACUUGAUCUAUGUUCCUGUUUGUUACUUAUGCAUAUUUUUUUCUAUAAUUAAUAUAAAACUAUGAUAACACAAACCA
Molecule: messenger RNA, 957 nt
Organism: Aedes albopictus (Asian tiger mosquito)
Lineage: Eukaryota; Metazoa; Arthropoda; Insecta; Diptera; Culicidae
Product: chymotrypsin-1
Exons: 3
Coding region: 70-864 (264 amino acids)
Biological process (GO): proteolysis
Molecular function (GO): serine-type endopeptidase activity
Source: RefSeq, a predicted model, not a curated record